AUGACAACCAGUGGUUGCAUGACAACCGAGCAUAACCCCACGGACAGAGCAGACCGCUGGGCUCAAGUUAUCACCCAGGGGUGUCCAUUAUACAGGUGUAUCCAGCCUGCAACGAAUCCAAACAGAACAGUGGAAAAAGUGAUGCAAAAAAGUGAAGCAGUUGCAGGAGGGCCUCAGCCCGGACAGAGGAUGAUCUUCACAGGCCCAGAUGGAAUUGGAGACCACAGGCCGAGAUCAAAUUAUUUCACCCGGUACAUCGGUGUGGGCGCCUCAUCACCUGAGGCUACAGGUGACCUCAGUUACUUGUGGCGAGCUGCACCACACGCCCCCCCUCCUUUGCCCAAACAGAGCUAUGUGGGGGAGGUUGGCUGGGGCUGGCAGUAUAACCAGCUGUUGAACAAUGGGACGCUGCUCAGCAAUAUGCAAAUUAAGAAAACUGAGUUACGGACAGCGCUGGAGGACAGAGUGACUCACAGGUUCCAGAACGAACAGUAA
Messenger RNA from Chelmon rostratus (copperband butterflyfish), 495 nucleotides. RefSeq lists its product as uncharacterized. The record is from RefSeq and is a predicted model, not a curated record. Bases 1 to 495 code for a protein of 164 amino acids. The transcript is spliced from 3 exons. NCBI's taxonomy places the organism in Eukaryota, Metazoa, Chordata, Actinopteri, Chaetodontiformes, Chaetodontidae.